Molecule: messenger RNA, 1404 nt
Organism: Micromonas commoda
Lineage: Eukaryota; Viridiplantae; Chlorophyta; Mamiellophyceae; Mamiellales; Mamiellaceae
Product: amino Acid/Auxin permease family
Exons: 1
Coding region: 1-1404 (467 amino acids)
Biological process (GO): amino acid transmembrane transport
Cellular component (GO): vacuolar membrane
Molecular function (GO): amino acid transmembrane transporter activity
Source: RefSeq, a predicted model, not a curated record
AUGGCGAUGACGCGCGCGGUGGCGCUGUCGCGCCCGGCGAGCGCCCCCGCGCCCCUCCGCGGUCGCGCCGCUCGCGACGCGACGCGCGUGCCCGUCGUCGGCGGCAGGCGCGCGGUUGUCUCGAUCAUCGCGUCGGCUCCCGCGCCGCGCUCGGUCCGGAGGGUGCUCGCCGAGCGCGCGGCCGCGCCGCGCGGCGAGCGCGCUGCGAUGUCGGCGGCGUCAUCCGCCGCCCCCGCGAGCGCGGGCGACACCGGCGAGACCGCCGCCAUCGUCAACGUCAUCAAGGCCAUCUUCGGUGCCGGCGGAUUCGCGUUGCCGUGGGCCUUCGCGCAGGGCGGCACCGUCCUCGUCACCGCGUGCCUCCUGUCGUCCUACUGGUUCGCCAUCAAGGCGCUCGAGAUGCUCGUCCAGUCCCAGGAGACCCUCAUCGCCGCGGGCAAGGCUACCCAGGCGGAGGUCCAGACCUACGCCGGCUUAACGCAGAAAGCCAUCGGUCCCGCGGGGGACGUCAUCUGCCGCGUCCUCAACGUAAUCACCUGCUUCGGCAUCACCGUCGGUUACAUGAUCUUCGUCGCGGACACGUGCAUCUCCAUGCUCCCCGCGGCACAGGCGGCGACGUACACCACCGCCAAGAUGCUCACGUACAACCUCCCGGUGUGGCUGUUCAUGGCGUGGCAGCGCUCCAUCGCGGGCGUUAACCUCAUCUCGCUUUUCGGCACCACCACCGUGGCGCUCUCGAUGAUCUGGGUGAUGAUCAGCGCCCUGCGCAACCCGCUGCAGCUCGCGGCGAUCCCGCUGGCGGACGUCUCCCAGUUUUCCGGCUUCUUCGGUACCGUCGCCUUCCUGUUCUUCAUCCACUUCACCCUCUUCUCGGUGCAGGAGGGGAUGCCGGAGAAGAAGUAUUUCCUCAGCGCGGCGAACAAGGCGUUCCUCAUCUCGAUGGCCAUCUCGCUGGUGUUUGGUCUCGUGGGCGCGGUCGGGUACGGCCGGGGCGUGAGCUCCGUCGUCGUCACCAUGCUCACCGGCGUCGCGGGCCUCGUCGUCAAGGGACUCCUCGCGCUCAACCUCUGGUCCACGUUUCCGCUCAUGGCGCGAUCGUCGCUCCUCAUCUGCGAAAACGUGGUGAGCCCGAAUAAGGAGGCGCCCCUCCCGGUGUCCCUCGCCGUGCGCACCGGCUUCGUCUCCCUGGCGGCGUACCUCGCGUGCAACGUCCCCAACUUUGGCGCGGUGUUGGGCCUCGUGGGCGGCGUGUGCUGCUGCGCCAUGUCGGUGUUUAUGCCGCCCAUCAUCCUGUACAAGUCGAAGGAGCUCUGCGGGACGCCCGCGGCGGGAAAAGAGAAGGGGAUGAUCGGGUUCGUGGCGCUCACCGGGUUCGUGUGCAUGAUCCUCUCCGUGGUGCUCUGA